This is a messenger RNA of Cyanistes caeruleus (blue tit), 389 nucleotides long. The record is from RefSeq and is a predicted model, not a curated record. Lineage: Eukaryota; Metazoa; Chordata; Aves; Passeriformes; Paridae.
AUUACGAGCCCGUCCGGAGCCUCAUCCCCGAGGAGAAGCUCUACAAAGUUUACACCUUCAACUCCGUCAGGAAGUCCAUGAGCACGGUGAUUAAAAUGCCUGACGGCAGCUUCCGCAUGUACAGCAAAGGAGCCUCCGAGAUUGUUCUCAAGAAGUGUUCCAGGAUCCUCAACGCAGCUGGGGAGCCUCGGAUCUUCAGGCCCCGCGACAGGGACGAGAUGGUGAAGAAAGUGAUUGAGCCCAUGGCCUGUGAUGGGCUGAGAACCAUCUGCGUGGCUUUCAGAGACUUCCCCAGCAGCCCUGAGCCUGACUGGGACAAUGAGAAUGACAUCUUAUCCGACCUGACCUGCAUCUGUGUCGUUGGCAUUGAAGACCCAGUAAGGCCAGAG